UGUAGGGCCUGUGGAGACCGGAUAUCGUGAAUGCAGGGUCCUGGGAAACUGGAUAUAGUAAAUGCAGGGUCCGGGGAGACCGGAUAUAGUGAAUGCAGGGUCCGGGGAGACCGGAUAUAGUGAAUGCAGGGUCCGAGGAGACCAGAUAUAGUGAAUGCAGGGUCCGGGGAGACCGGAUAUAGUGAAUGCAGGGUCCGAGGAGACCAGAUAUAGUGAAUGCAGGGUCUGGAGACCAGAUAUAGGGAAUGCAGGGUCCGGGGAGACCGGAUAUAGUGAAUGCAGGGAUCUGGGGAGACCAGAUAUAGUGAAUGCAGGGUCCGGGGAGAGACCAGAUAUAGUGAAUGCAGGGUCUGGGGAG
Staurois parvus is the source of this 358-nucleotide messenger RNA. Lineage: Eukaryota; Metazoa; Chordata; Amphibia; Anura; Ranidae. The record is from the annotation of a GenBank genome assembly.